UAAGAUGGGCUCGUAAUGCUGCUUGUGGAAGGUAGAUAGAUACUUGCGAAUGUUUCUUUGACAUCAUUGAGGGGAUUUAGACGAGUGGGGGGUUUGGUGACGGAUUUUCGGUAUUUCGUGAUUUUCAUGGUGGGUGGCUCUGCAAUAUGCCUCCUCGUAUGGAUUUUUCGAUUCCCCAAACUGUGAGGCUGUAUUACCUGCAUUCAAAGUCAUACUGGAGAGUUUAACAUCGAUUCGGCAAUGAAGAUGGGACAUUCAGAUGAUUCAAGUGUACCAUUUCUUGCGGAUUUGGAAAAUGAAUACACGGCGGCCGAAAAAUCUCAUGCCUCACCACCUCGAGAUUCUCCUAAAUCCACGAAAUCCUCGAAAGCGCAGACUUAUUUCUGGAUAUCGUGUAUUGUAGUCAUCACGCUUCUUUCAAACACCGCAACAUAUGUCACCACGUAUAAGUUUAAAGAAAAUCUAGACAAAGCAUGUGCUAAGCAUACGGCUCAAUAUUGGAGUUAGUUACCAGAGUUUCAUGAUUCUCUCAAACACAUGACAUAUGUACUGACUGUCAUAGGUCCUAUACUCGACAAUGUAGAUAUUAAAUAUGAAACUGUUCGAUUUAACGGUUCACUCUUCACCAACACGAUAUAUAGAGAAGAUCCUAGCCCAGAAGUCGAUGAAGCAUGGUUUAAUCUUGGGACCAAAUGUAUGCCAUUUAAUUCUGUUUCACAUAGCACAAAAGUUAAUACUGACAUACCGAAAUAGACAAAGCAAUGAUAAUUCCAAUAGAAGAUGGGCCUAGAGCUGGAAUAUCAUCUGAUCAUUUCCGAGUCGAUGAAAAAGAUGGAGGUCCUGGAUAUCCUGCUACCGUUGAAGCGCUGCAUCAAUUGCAUUGUCUGGUGAGAACCCCCACACCUAGAUAGCACUUACUUCAGCAAAUUCUAACCCGACGUUAUAAAAAUAGAAUCUCCUCCGACAAGGUCUCUACUACAACUCCGACUACUACCACAAGCUCGGAGAAGGACCCUUCAAGAAUGAAGAAUAUGUCUUGAAAGCCCAUAUAAGUACGUAUAUCCUCUACAUCAUCCUAAUCCUAAUCACUAACAUCCACAAUAGACCACUGUCUAGACAAUAUCCGUCAACGUCUAAUGUGCUCGGCUGAUACAGGCGCACAUCCUUAUCUCUGGGCUAAGUCUGGCAAAAAUGCUCAUUUGUAUCCGGAUUUCAACCGUGAUUUUAAAUGUAAGAAUUUUGAUGCUAUAAGACAGUUUGCGGAGGAUCAUCAGGCACCGUGGCGUGAAGAUGGUGAGUUGGAUGUGCAGCCUAAGGAGGGAGAGGUUAUUCUACCGGGGAUUCCGUGAGGUGGAAGCUCAUACGCGCUGGAGAAUAUUAACGCGUUAUGCUCAACUUAUGUUGUGAUAAUUCCAUUAUAAUUACUUUCAUAGUUACUACCUCAAAAACUUCAUUUCUCGUGUUCCCACCCUUUAGCCGGAAUCAUGACGCCUCCAAAGUUUUCACUGUCCAUACAAUAUUCGAAUCCGACUAGAACCUUGUAACUCCACCAUAGCCGAUUUUUCCCCCCAAGUAUCCUUCCCCUUACCUCUUCCCAUCUCCAUGGUCACCCACGCCCACCCACUCCAUCCAAUAAACC
Molecule: messenger RNA, 1639 nt
Organism: Sclerotinia trifoliorum
Lineage: Eukaryota; Fungi; Ascomycota; Leotiomycetes; Helotiales; Sclerotiniaceae
Source: the annotation of a GenBank genome assembly